GCCCCUCGCCAUUCUCGUCUUGCACUUAGAAUCGAUGGCCAGCCCGAAAAUGGCGUCUCCGUUCAUGUUGUGAGCAAGCCCCCUUGCAUGUUGGACGUUUUCACUUUCAUGUGGUCCCAGUGCUAACAGUGGCCGGAUCGGACCAAGAGCAGAGCAGCGACGUCGCGCGGAUGCGAUUGAACGGAAUACGCCUCGCCUCCGCUUAGAACCGAGUCCCGACAUCGAACCAAAAUGAACGCCUGGAACACGAGGUCGGAUCAGCUUCCUCCGCAAUGCCCCAACGAUAGCAGGACAAGUGAGCAGAGCAUAGCGUCUGCCAGAGCAUCUGUGAUGGUCUAUGAUGACACAACCAAAAAAUGGAUACCUUCAGGAACUACUUCAGGGCUUUCAAAAGUGCAUAUAUUCCAAAAUCAAGCCAACAACACAUUCAGAGUUGUUGCAAGGAAGCUUAAUGACCAUGAGGUUGUGAUAAACUGCGUUAUACUUAAAGGAUUAAAAUACAACCAAGCCACUCCCACGUUUCACCAAUGGAGGGACAACAAGCAAGUUUAUGGCCUUAAUUUUAGUUGUAGAGAAGAUGCUGAUGCAUUUGCACGAGCAAUGACCUACGUAUUAGAUGUUUUAAACAGCAAUUCUUUACCGCGACCUCCACCUCAGGCAAUGACACAGCAGCCUCAGUCUCACUACCAGCAGGCGAAUGGGCAAUACGAUGAGGAUAUGGGCUACAGUAGUCAGAUGAUUCAGUGGCCUAAUAUUUAUCACCAAGUAUCAACGGGAGGACCCACUCGGAUAGACCUGAGCCCAAUUUCACAUUCAAGAACAAUGACAAGGGAAGAUGUAGCAAACAUACAAGAGAGGAGGAUGUCACAACAGUCCCAGAUAUCAAACAACGGGAAUGCUUGUUCACCUUCAGGUGUCCCAGUCCCGCCAACACCGCCUGGCCACCACAGAACCUCUUCAGCUCCACCUGCACCUCAACCGCCGCCGAUGUCGUUAGCACCGCCGCCACCUCCCGCACCGCCCAGUGCCCCUCCUUGUCCUCCGAUGGGACCCCCACCACCGGGGAUGCCACCCGCAGUUGUGCCGGCAGGCGCUGCACCGCCACCGCCUCCUCCACCACCACAGCCCAACAUGUCCAGGUCGUCGAGCAACGAUGGCCAGGACAGUUCUUCCCUUGCCGCUCAAUUGCAAAGUGCCAGACUUAGAAGAUCAAACAAGCAAUCUGCUGAGAACAGUGGCUCAAGCACAUCAAGUAGCGGUAGCAAUUAUGGGACUCUUGGUAGAGGUGGAUCGGGAAUGGCGAGCAUGAUGGACGAAAUGGCCAAGACGCUCGCCAGAAGGAGGGCUGCUGCGGAAAAGAAAGAAGUCGAACCCAGCCCACAGGAGCCUGAUUAUGGAACAGCCGAGAGAAAAACCUGGGGAAGUGGUAAUAAACUCGGCAACGGCUGUGAAGCAUCUCCGAAACCGUCGAGAAGAGCAUUGGCUUCGAGUGAAGAGUCCCUCCCAAAAGUGAACGGAGACGCCGGUUUGUCUGAACUGGAAGCCAUAAAGCAAGAUAUCUUAAGAGAAAUGAGGAGGGAAAUAAACAAAAUGAAAUCAGAUAUCAUUGAAGCCAUUAAGACUGAGUUGAACAGGAGGUAAUGGACUAAUUAAAAACAAAACCUAUGAAACAAGACCACAAAUCAACCACAGACUGAUUUAAACUCUAAAAUGCUUACAACUGUCAAGAGUUUCAGACAGUUAUUUCUUUGGAGAAGAAAGGAGAGCCUAUACCGAGGAAAGACUUUUUAUAUUUUAUUAACGAUUAAUUUAUUUGAACAUGGAACAAAUUUUAAUCAAAGCGCAACAAAAUGAAAUCGCUUUUAUGUAAUUGGCUCGAACAGCAUGUAUUAAAAAAUUAUUACCUCCCCUCAGUUCAUUUAGUAAUUUUUAUAGUCAUCAAAAAGUCAGAUUUCUCAACUUUCCUCAUUCACUACCACCUAUCACUGCCUACUACUGAUUUUAAAAAAGGCCGAGAGUGAUUUUUCAUUAUAAAUACAUUUUAUACGGUUUGCUCUAACAUCUGUGUGGCUUUUAAGAUAUAAAUAAUCCCAUUGUAUUUUAUUUAAUAUUCAUGAACAAAAUUCUUAUAUUUAUAAAUCGACCAUUAGAUCAGUUUUAAAACCGUUUACUGAACCUUUGUAAUUUCUUUUUAGCUUGAUUUCUAUAUGAUUUAUUCACGAUUAUAUCUAAUUUUCUUACCAAAUUUUAAUUAGUAAAAAAUUCGUUUUUUGUUUUUUUGUAUAAUCAGUUUGAUGUUUCAUUUUUUUCUAUUUAAACGGUUAAUAAUAAAAAGAAUGCAUUAUUAUUAAAGAUCGUUAUGUUCAUAUCAAAGAUUGGUAAUUAAGACAUGCAUUGUAAAUAGCUAGAUAAAAAAAUGUUAACUUGGUAAAUUAAUUUUUAGCUGAUGUUGGAAGUAUAUAUGCAAACAAAUAUAUGAGCAUACAUGUUGUGUAGUUUAUUCUCUCUAUGUGGCCAUUUAUAUGAGAAGUUGGAUAAAUAUUUAAUACAAGCAAGCUCAAAACAAUAUAACGUAUUUUAAAUUUAAGUAAGAAAUAUUUCUUAAUCGGUAAAAUGAUGCGCAAUUUAAAAAUGAUUUUUGUAGAUUUUUAAUUAUAUAAACAGAAUAGUUCAGUCUUUUAUACUGCAAAAGCUACAUACGUGUGUAAAUAUUUUGAGACUGGUUGGAACAGUUAAAUAAAAAUUAAGCGAAUUAUCUGUUUGUUUCCACAAAUUUCCCUUGUCAAAAAAUAUAAAAGUCUUAAUAGAAUAUGUUUUAUCCAACUUUGACCAUCAUUGAGCUGUGUGAUAUAAGUACAAUUUUAAACAAAUUUAAUGUUAAAUUGAAAUAAUUCAGCUGUUAGAAUUGUAAAUAUCACAGGGCAUCUGGUCUCUAACUGAUUUCUUCUUUUAUCGAGAUCCACAUAUUGUUUUUGUUUUAUUCCAGCCUUCUCUUCUAUUGCAUUUUUUAAUAUCAAGACAACCUCAAUUUCCAAGUAUACAGGAGUAAAAGAUUCUUAAAUAUUCAUGGGUAUUUCAUCUUUGGUAGAUCCAUUGUACCAAUAAUUUUAGAUCGAUUGAAAUAUGUUUCAUGUUUAUUCCUUUACCAAUAUCAGAUUAUACACACAGUAUAUUGCUGUUGGUUGGUCUUGUAAAAUGUCGAAAUGUUUGCGUAUUCAUUUUUAAUUAUUUUCUUUUGAAACUUAGCAUUUAAGUUGACUUU
Molecule: messenger RNA, 3262 nt
Organism: Cimex lectularius (bed bug)
Lineage: Eukaryota; Metazoa; Arthropoda; Insecta; Hemiptera; Cimicidae
Gene: ena
Product: protein enabled
Exons: 11
Coding region: 232-1641 (469 amino acids)
Molecular function (GO): SH3 domain binding
Source: RefSeq, a predicted model, not a curated record